AUGCAAGCAUCCAAACAUAUUGCCUUUGCUUGGCCUGGCAAAGUUCCGCGGCCGGAUAGCUAUGGUCUCUCCAUGGAUGGAAAACGGAAUUUAAGCCAAUUUCUCGCCGAUAGGACAGAUGUGGAUCGCUACAAGAUGUGUGUUCAAAUCGCUGAAGCCGUGUCCUUUCUUCAUGAUGCUAAACUCGUCCACGGUGAUAUCAAAGCGCUGAACAUUCUGGUGACCAAAGAUCAUCGGCCCCAACUUACAGAUUUUGGAAGUGCGAGCCUUACAGAGUACACUCUCAAGUUCAGUACGACCACUUACGUUGCGAGCACAUCACUGCGUUGGACGGCUCCUGAGAUACUACUCGAAGUAUCCAGUAGGGGACUAAGCUGCCAAGGUGAUGUAUACGCCCUUGGGAUGACUUUUCUGGAAGUAAUUACAGGGAUGGUACCGUAUGCGGGAUUGAGCGAUUUAACGGUGCUCCGCAAGAUCCAGUCUUGCGAGCCUCCUGAUAGGCCCGGUGUCUGCCCUGAUUGGUUCUGGUCCCUUAUCUCUAGCUGCUGGCUAGAUGCUGACAACCGACCGACUGCCAGCACUGUGCGGUCCCAUAUGAAGGCGCAUUUAUUUUGUAACAAGUUACAAUCGGCUAGCCCAACUCUGGAUCCCAUUAGUACAUCAUCAUCCAAACCGUCUGAAUGGACCAUAUCAGAUGAUGGGUACAUCGUUGGAACAAAAGUGGAAGAAUCGGAACUACGCCGCAGAGAUCAAGAGAUUUCCUACAUAGAAAGGAGAGGUUGCCCCAAUCUUACGAGGGAACUUGAACCAUCAGCACUCCCCGAGUAUCCCACUGCUAGUGGGAAAAAGAACGACGUAUUCUGUGCAAAACUUGAUACAGGGGUGAUAGUUGCGCUCAAACUCCACAGAAACAAAGAUGAAAUAAAUAAAUGGUAUAGUCGUAUCCAGGAGAUUCACAUAUGGUCGCAGUGUAGACAUCCAAAUGUGUUGGACCUGAUUGGGGUUUCAAAAUUUCGUCUUGGGAUUGCAAUAGUCACGGCGUGGAUGAAAUACGGAAGUAUGAAAGACUUUCUUGCCUAUCAUCCUGGAGAAAAUCGGUGCAAACUAAGCCUGGGUAUUGCUGCGGGGGUAGCCCACCUGCAUUCAAUCAGAAUAGAUAACGUAUUAAUAUCAAAAGAUCGCACUCCAAAACUCGCAGGAUUCGGGAGUGCAAUCGAAUCCAAAGAAGUCACCCAAGCAAGUCAGCGGGGGGAGUUGGAUCAAUACAUCUCUGGACAAGACUUCGGCGAUAGCCCUGAUCCUGAAUGCAUGGGUAUCUCGAACAGCGUAUACCCAAACGACGCAAGCUAUGCGAGUGGUUUUGAGACAGAUAUAGCUUCGCUUGGAAUAGUCAUACUAGAAGCUUUUGUAGGAAGCCUUGCCUACCUACACCUUGAUGAAGCAUCUCUGCACCAGAGAGUAUUUCAGUUCAAGCGUAGGAUUCCUGAGCGGCCUCAACAAAUGAUUCCUUUGGUUCCUGAAGCAGACCAGCUAUGGAGAUUACUGGAAGCCUGUUGGUCACGAAAUCCUAGUGAUUGUCCAACUGCAGUAGAUGUAUACAACGAAAUGUCUUCAAUUAAUACACAAUACCACACUUGGUCCAAACAAGGCAAAGGAAAUAUUGCUCACUCGGAUUCGACCACUUGGUCAGAGUUGUCAUCAGCGAUAGAUGACAAUCCGCGAUGGCUUAGACUUGAGGACCCGGGUGAUAAAAUGGUUGAUGAGAUUACCAAACGACUCGAACAGUCUGGGUGUGCAAAUGUGACCGAUCAUAUCGAAGUGUCUAAACUGAACCCAUACCCUCAAGAAGCUGGAGGAUUCGGUUAUAUCUAUCGCGAGACACUUUACAACAGCGACAUAGUUGGAAUCAAAUGUCCAAAACUCCAUUUUGGUUCUCCUGCGAUCCGAAGAAGGCAGCUUACGGCAAGUAAUAGUGAAAACCUCAUAGAAGGGCACUUUUUGAUCCUUUCGCUGAAGAACACCGCGCAUGAAGCACACAUAUGGUCCAAAUGCAAUCAUCCUAAUGUGUCACACUUAAUCGGAGUGGCCAAAUACCGAGAUCGUCUAGCAACAGUAUCACCAUGGAUGGAUAAUGGCGAUCUAGUACGCUAUCUAUUGUGGAACGGGGACGAGAUAAACCGCAUGGAAUUGAUUGCUGCUGGUGUUAAGUAUCUCCACAAAGAAGAUAUAGUGCAUGGUGACAUUAAAGGGGUCAAUAUCCUCAUAUCAUCGGAUGGUAGCCCAAAGAUAACCGACUUCGGGAGUGCAAUAAGUUCAAAAUACUCCGAGUUUCAGCCUGAAUAUUACGGUCGCCACCUAGCGGGGUCCUUGCGUUGGAUGCCUCCGGAAAGGCUGACUUCCGUAUCGCCCCCAACUCCUCAGGCGGAUAUAUACGCGCUCGCAAUGACAUUUCUAGAAGUCGUCACAGGGGCAAUCCCGUACGCCAACACAACCGAAGACGGGGCAGUGUUUCACAAAAUUGUAUCAGAAAUCUAUCCCGAAUUUCCGGAGCUAAUCGAUGUGACCGACCGGAAGCCAGUCGCGUCCUCAUAG
Rhizoctonia solani is the source of this 2592-nucleotide messenger RNA. RefSeq names its product kinase domain protein. The transcript is spliced from 25 exons. Lineage: Eukaryota; Fungi; Basidiomycota; Agaricomycetes; Cantharellales; Ceratobasidiaceae. The record is from RefSeq and is a predicted model, not a curated record. Gene Ontology annotation, biological process: protein phosphorylation. Bases 1 to 2592 code for a protein of 863 amino acids. Gene Ontology annotation, molecular function: protein kinase activity; ATP binding.